AUGCUGAGCACCGUGCCUUUCGUGAUCGUCCUGACUUUCUUGGGACAGUUGAGCGCCGACCAGGAUAAUGGUUCUUUAAUCUCCGAAACGCAUUCCACAAUGCAUAACCAGAAGAUCAUCCCACCGAAGUUCGAGCUAAUUGGGUCCAGAUAUUUUUAUAUCGAAUUAAGUAGUCCGGAAACCUGGGAUAAGUCCGCAGAAAUAUGUCGUGGAAUGGGCGGCUAUUUGGCGGCUUUCAAAACUCAAGAGGAAAUCGCAGCCAUAACGCCGAAACUUUAUUAUAUUGUCUGGUUCUGGACUGGCAUAAAGCAUUCGAAGGAAGAUGGAAAGUUCAUAUCUACGGCCUCCGGGAAGCCUGCUACCGUGUUUAAGUGGAGGGAGGGAGAGCCGAGCAAUAGCGGUGAUUGCGUUUAUCUUGGGGACUUGGGGAUGGGUGUUUUCAAUUGUAGUGAUACAAGUUAUUUUAUUUGCCAAUCGGAUAAUGAAACAUAA
Drosophila takahashii is the source of this 492-nucleotide messenger RNA. RefSeq names its product C-type lectin 37Db-like. The record is from RefSeq and is a predicted model, not a curated record. NCBI's taxonomy places the organism in Eukaryota, Metazoa, Arthropoda, Insecta, Diptera, Drosophilidae.